Onychostoma macrolepis is the source of this 3361-nucleotide messenger RNA. It is a transcript of the gene nsfa, whose product is annotated as N-ethylmaleimide-sensitive factor a. Gene Ontology annotation, biological process: SNARE complex disassembly; intra-Golgi vesicle-mediated transport; Golgi to plasma membrane protein transport. Gene Ontology annotation, cellular component: Golgi stack. NCBI's taxonomy places the organism in Eukaryota, Metazoa, Chordata, Actinopteri, Cypriniformes, Cyprinidae. The record is from RefSeq and is a predicted model, not a curated record. The transcript has 21 exons. Bases 115 to 2349 code for a protein of 744 amino acids. Gene Ontology annotation, molecular function: ATP binding; ATP hydrolysis activity.
GUGCGAAGCUUCCAUGCGCAUGCGCAGCUCUCGCCUGUGUCGCUGUCCGCUGCUGUGGUGCUGUUCUAGUACUGCUGCGUGGAUCUCUUCCGAGCAGCAUCACCUAACGCAAACAUGGCGACUCGGACGAUGCAAGCGGCUCGAUGCCCAACAGAUGAGCUGUCACUGACAAACUGUGCAGUAGUGAGUGAGAAAGACCUGCAGUCUGGACAGCAUGUGACUGUGAGGACAACACCCACCUACAAGUUUGUGUUCACAGUGAAGUCUCACCACUCUGUGCUUCCUGGAACCAUCGCUUUCAGUUUGCCACAGAGGAAAUGGGCAGGCCUGUCCAUCGGACAAGAAAUAGAGGUGGCCAACUACAACUUUGACAAAUCCAAGCAGUGCAUUGGUGCCAUGACCAUUGAGAUUGACUUCCUGCAGAAGAAGAGCACCGACUGCAGUCCCUACGACUCAGACAAAAUGGCUGCUGAGUUUAUUCAGCAUUUCAACAAUCAGGGUUUCACUGUGGGGCAGCAGCUGGUCUUCAGUUUCUGUGACAAGCUCUUUGGCCUAGUUAUCAAGGACAUUGAGGCGAUGGACCCCAGCAUACUGAGGGGUGAACCAGCAUCUGGCAAAAAGCAAAAGAUUGAGACUGGUCUGUUGAUUGGAAACAGUCAAGUGAUCUUUGAAAAAUCAGAGAGCUCGUCUCUAACUCUAGUUGGCAAGGCCAAGACCAAAGAAGCCCGUCAGACGAUCAUUAACCCUGACUGGAACUUCGAGAAAAUGGGCAUCGGUGGUCUAGACAGGGAGUUCUCCGAUAUCUUCCGCAGGGCCUUCGCCUCUCGAGUUUUCCCGCCAGACAUUGUGGAACAGAUGGGUUGUAAGCAUGUGAAAGGCAUCCUGCUCUUUGGUCCUCCUGGCUGUGGUAAAACACUGAUGGCCAGGCAGAUCGGUAAGAUGCUGAACGCCAGAGAGCCAAAGAUAGUCAACGGACCAGAGAUCCUCAACAAGUACGUCGGUGAAUCUGAGGCCAACAUUAGGAAAUUGUUUGCAGAUGCUGAGGAGGAACAGAAAAGGUUGGGUGCUAACAGUGGCCUGCAUAUCAUCAUCUUUGAUGAGCUGGAUGCUAUCUGUAAGCAGCGUGGUACAGGUGCCAGCAGCACUGGUGUGCACGACACUGUGGUCAACCAGCUCCUGUCCAAGAUCGAUGGAGUGGAGCAGCUCAACAACAUCCUCGUCAUCGGCAUGACCAACAGACCUGACCUGAUAGAUGAAGCUUUGAUGAGACCUGGCCGCUUUGAAGUAAAGAUGGAAAUUGGUUUGCCGGAUGAAAAGGGCCGUCUUCAGAUCCUGAACAUUCACACAGCUAAGAUGCGCGAGUUUAACCUCCUGUGUGGUGAUGUGGAUGUUAAAGAACUGGCUGCUGAGACCAAGAACUACAGUGGAGCUGAACUGGAGGGCCUGGUCAGAGCCGCCCAGUCUACUGCCAUGAACCGCCACAUUAAGGCCACAUCUACUGUAGAGGUGGACAUGGAGCGAGCAGAGAAGCUGCAAGUCACUCGAACAGAUUUCAUGGCGUCCUUGAAUAAUGACAUUAAACCUGCUUUUGGCACCAACCAGGAAGACUAUUCCUGUUACAUCAUGAACGGCAUCAUUAAGUGGGGUGAUCCAGUGACCCGAGUGCUGGAGGACGGAGAGCUGCUGGUGCAGCAGGCAAAGAACAGCGACCGCACUCCACUCGUGUCUGUGCUUCUUGAGGGACCUCCUCACAGUGGAAAGACAGCCCUGGCUGCCAAAAUCUCAGAGGACUCGCAGUUCCCCUUCAUUAAGAUCUGCUCUCCAGACAAGAUGAUUGGCCACUCAGAGAUCACCAAAUGCCAGGCAAUCAAGAAGGUCUUUGAUGAUGCUUACAAGUCUCAGCUCAGCUGUGUUGUGGUUGAUGACAUUGAGCGUCUCUUAGAUUAUGUGCCGAUUGGUCCUCGAUUCUCCAACCUGGUUCUUCAGGCCCUGCUGGUUUUGCUGAAGAAGACUCCACCUCAUGGCCGUAAGCUGCUGAUCAUCGGCACCACCAGCCGUAAGGAUGUGCUGCAGGAGAUGGAGAUGCUGGAUGCGUUCAGCACCACCAUCCAUGUGCAGAAUAUCUCCAGUGGGGACCAUCUGGUUGAAGCUCUAGAGCUCCUGGGCAGUUUCACAGAUGCUGAGAGAACCACCAUUGCCCAGCAUGUGAAAGGAAAAAGAGUGUGGAUUGGCAUUAAAAAGCUUCUCAUGCUUAUUGAGAUGUCUCUGCAGAUGGACCAGGCGUACAGAGUCAGCAAGUUCCUCUCUCUACUCAAAGACGAGGGAGCAGAUCGUGGUUUCUACGAGUAACAGAAGAGAGGAGAGAGGGAUGCCCACCCUGUUCCUCCCAACUGCAUGUUCCCCUGGCAACUACGAGAAAACUCCACCAAAACAACACCCUCACAAUACUGAUAACCUGACGGAGAUCACACAGUUGUCCCUCAUAUCUACGUCUUGUGCUUUGUGCAAUAUUUCUGUACGCUGUUUGUUUACAUGAAUAUCCGUUUCGAUCUACUCGAAGCCAUGAAGAUGUAAAAAAUCUGAUUUAAAAAAAAUGUGUAUAUGCUGCUGGAUGCAGAACAUAUAUAGCAAAUCUAUAUCAUGCAACAUGUGAAUCUCUAAGUAGGAUAUAAGAAAGCUGUUGGUGUGUGUAUAUACCGUAGUGAAGAUGAGCUGUGCUGUUCGUAGUGUGCAUAUGCUGAACCCUUCCUUUGUGAUUGUGGUAACACAAGAAAACAACAUAUAGAUCACAGUGUUAUUUGAUAUUGUACAUAGGUCCAAAAUAUGACAAUUCGAUUUGUUUCAUUUGUUUCAGAUUUAUGUAGAUUUAGUUUACAAUGUCGGAGCUGGAAAUAUAUAGUAUAUCUAUGUAAACUAGUGUUGGAGAAGCCAGCACUUUGAGAACAAUCUUGAUCACUUCUACAGUGUAUUGAUAAUCUGUUGUGGUCACUACAUGAGUGUCUGUUGGUGUGUGUGUGUGUGUGUGUGUGUGUUUGUGUGAGUGAGUGAGUGAGUGAGUGAGUGAGGGAGUGUAUCAACAAAAGGCUACAGAUCAGCUUUCGAGUGAACUCAUUUGUGUGGCUGUAUGUAUCUGUGUAAGUGUAGUGUGGGUAGAUAUUGUUUUUGAAAUGAAUAUUCAUGACAAUGUUGUUUUAUGUAUUUAUUUUUUUGCCUGCCCAUUCAUUCAUAUGGUUUCUGUGACCAGUGUUCAAUGUCCAGAGCUCUUUGAUCUGUUAUGACUAUUGGAGAUGUACGGCCAGAUGCAAAAUUGUGUUACUGCAAAAAAAAAAAAAAAAACAGGCUCUCAGUAAGAGUUCAGGCA